CCGACAAAGCGUGUGACUAGGCAAAGCGGCAAGCAACCAUCAUCACCAUGGGCGACGUCAACAUCUCGUCCUUGCUCCAUGCGGGCUACGCGCACCCGACGUCGCGCGCCUGGCAGUCGCAAUCGCGCAACUUGACAAAGUCCAUGUUCAUGUACCCCAUCUUCAUCUGCGAUGAGCCGGACGCUGCUAAGGAACUCUCGAGCAUGCCCGGCCAGAAGCGGUGGGGUGUCAAUCAGCUCGAGGGCUUCCUCGGCCCGCUCGUCAAAAAGGGCUUGGGAAGCGUCAUUCUCUUCGGUGUUCCGGAGAAGAAGCCAAAGGACCCUGUCGGCACGCUCGCAGAUGAUCCGGAAGGACCCGUGAUUCAGGCGAUCAAGACGAUCAAGAAGCACUUUCCCGAGCUCUACGUGGCCUGUGACGUGUGUCUAUGCGAGUACACGUCGCAUGGCCACUGCGGCAUCUUGCACCAGGACGGUACUAUCAACAACACGCCCUCGGUGCAUCGCCUUGCCCAGGUGGCCGUCAACUACGCCAGGGCGGGCGCCGACUGCGUAGCGCCGAGCGACAUGAUGGACGGCCGAGUCAGGGCCAUCAAGCAGGCCCUUGCCGACGCGGGCCUGGGAGGACGGGCGACGCUGAUGGCCUACAGUGCCAAGUUUGCCAGUGGCCUCUACGGCCCCUUCAGAGAUGCUGUCGACAGUGCACCGUCGUUUGGCGAUCGGAAAUGCUACCAGCUGCCUCCCACUGCACGGGGUCUCGCCCGUCGCGCGAUCCAGCGCGACGCCAACGAGGGCGCCGAUAUUGUCAUGGUCAAGCCCACGCUGCCGUACCUCGACAUUGUCGCAGACGCCCGCCAGCUCGUGCCGGACCACCCGCUGGCAUGCUACCAGGUCUCGGGCGAAUUUGCCAUGAUCCACGCCGGCGCCAGGGCCGGCGUGUACGAGCUAAGGCGCAUGGCUGAAGAGAGCGUGCAGAGCAUGGUCAGGGCCGGCGCUACGCUCAUUCUCUCGUACUUUACGCCGGACUUCUUGGACUGGCUCGACGAGCCUCAGUGAUGAGAUUGCAAAGGAGGGCAAUCUCCUCCCCUCUUCAUCAAUUGAA
Acaromyces ingoldii is the source of this 1098-nucleotide messenger RNA. RefSeq names its product putative porphobilinogen synthase. The coding region runs from base 48 to 1052 and encodes 334 amino acids. The transcript is spliced from 6 exons. The record is from RefSeq and is a predicted model, not a curated record. Gene Ontology annotation, cellular component: cytosol. Lineage: Eukaryota; Fungi; Basidiomycota; Exobasidiomycetes; Exobasidiales; Cryptobasidiaceae. Gene Ontology annotation, biological process: heme biosynthetic process. Gene Ontology annotation, molecular function: porphobilinogen synthase activity; zinc ion binding.